AUGUGGCUGACCCCAAUGGGCCAACGCACGCUCACCGACGCCGAGCUGCAGCUGUGGCUUGCCGGCGUGACAGAGUUUUGCAGGCAGUUUUGUCAACCACUCAAGCGCGGCCCUGGCACUGGCGACGACGGGCGAAGCCUUGCUGGCUGCGGACUGGUGUUUGCAGGCGUCGGGAUUCCCUACCCUCUCGGCGCCGAGGCAGGCGUAUUCGAUGACUUGCCGAUCGACACGCUGAUCUUUCUCGUGACGAGAAUCACUCGCGCACUCGUUCACUGUGAUGUGGUGCCACUGGCUCCGAGCGUGUUUGCCGAGAGCGUGAUCAACGGUAUUUUCGUGCUGCUCGCUGACCGUCUGGACGAUGAGAUUACAGCUGCCAGGCUUGCGAGCGUUCUGUCGCCGAACGCACUGAGCAAGUGCACCGCGGCUCGAGGCGUGCCGUCGCUGUCCGAGGUGUUGCAGCUUGAAAGAGGGCAGCCCCCGAGUAAAGCUGCUGAUGGCUCUUGCGAGUUUUGGCGCACGCUCGUGUUGCAAGGCCACCUGUCUUGCCCGUCGGAGCAUUCUGCAAUGGCUUGCGGUAUUGAGAGCACAAAUGACAAUGUCGCUUCCCGUGACACUGCUAAUGGUCUGCUACCGUCUCCGUCAUGCACCGCGCGAGCUGUGUGGAUGAAGCUACUGCAAAACAUCAAGCACCGGAUUGUGCCAGAACGAGACUCCUUCCACAGCAUUGACUUUGCAGACCCAGCCGAGUUCGAGUCCUUCUACUCUGCAGCCCUGCACCUGCCCCACAUUAUCAACAAGGCUGACAGCAUGCACAAUCGCAAGGAACUGCAAGAUGUGGUUGAGCGUCUAUUCAUCAUGAAUGCAGCCAGCGAGGAUGAAGCAAGCGAAGUCUCCCAUCGAUCGCCUGAAACAUCUCCCGUGGCUGUUGUGCCCCAUACCCCGCAGACCAGACCAUCCGUCGCUCCGGCCACUAGCCAAACCUUGGUCCCACUGUUUGCGCCUAUGCAAUCUACGCCUGAGCCUGCCAUUGACAGCAACAGCGAAGGGACGGUUGUUGCGGCAUCGCCGCCAGCUCAAGGCGACGAAAACAGCAUCCCCGGCUCCGUCCCUUCUCUCUGGACACGCUCGGGUCAUGACAAUAUGACGAUGGUGCCUGAUGGGGCAAAAACGGUCAAGUGGAGUGGUACGCCACGACGAGCAGCCUUGCCAGUCCUGCGCUCGCCUGGAAAUCACCAUCUCCUUGCCGAGCUGACUUCGCCCAACAUCAAAGCUGCACGCCAGUCGACCCCGCGGGAAAAGAGCUCUGCUGCAUUGCCUUCCAAUGGCAUGGGAUCCAGCAGAGCUCACAAGAGCAGCUUGGCAGGCAAACAUGCACAGUGGCAAGAUGCUGAGCAGUCAGAAGUUGAGCUUGUGCCCGACACUCCUCAGUCACGGCUUGCACCGCCAGAACGGCCCGUGUCUCGACAACUUCGAGCGACACCAGCACUCCGCCAUGCACGCGGCCGGCAUUUCACAUCGCCAAGCUCGGCCUCUGUCGGUCGUGGCGUCAAGCAACAUCGCUCUCAGAGCACGUUUGGUGCUCGCUUGAGCCAAUGGAAGGAUGCACUUCAUGGAUAUGCCCAAAAGAUGCUCUUUCCAAGCCCUGAUGUCCAUGUGACUCUUCCAACGCACUUGCAAAGCCCAGUCCGACCUCCAGUCUCGGCUGUGCAGGUUGCUCAGCAGCUGCUUUUGGCAUCGCCGACGUCGCCUCGAACGCUGUUGCUAGUGCCAUCGGCGCUUCCAUCAGGCGAGAACAGUCUCAAGUCGCCUGCGCUCGACGUGUUCCGUCCAACUCGUGCGGGACGGUUUCAAGUUUUCGAAUUUGACGAAUGAGAGUUGAAACACCAGCACGUCGGUUGUUGCCAGACUGUUUCCUGCUCGAUGGUUCUUGAAUGUUUGUGCU
Molecule: messenger RNA, 1942 nt
Organism: Capsaspora owczarzaki ATCC 30864
Lineage: Eukaryota; Filasterea; Ministeriida; Capsasporidae
Exons: 2
Coding region: 1-1872 (623 amino acids)
Source: RefSeq, a predicted model, not a curated record